This is a messenger RNA of Schistosoma turkestanicum, 826 nucleotides long. NCBI's taxonomy places the organism in Eukaryota, Metazoa, Platyhelminthes, Trematoda, Strigeidida, Schistosomatidae. The record is from the annotation of a GenBank genome assembly.
ACUAAACAGUUAAAUUACGUCGCUGCAGUCGAUAGUUAGUGUUUUGCCUUGUAAUUUUUAAGGAAUGUGAAGUUUUUAAGUUAAAUGUUAGUUUGGAAAUGGCAGCUCCAAUACAUAUCGGCGAACUUCCCUUUUUAAAGAUGGUUUUACAUGCUGCUAAACAUGCAGAGAGUUCUGUCAACGGAAUCCUUUUAAGUGAUCAAAAUCAUGAUUCACAAAUAAUCAUUUCUGACUACAUCCCUCUAUUUCACAGUGCCAUAAAUUUGACACCAAUGCUGGAAACGGCUUUGUAUCAUGUAGACUCACAUUGUACAAAUAAAGGUCUUCAAAUAUGUGGCUAUUUUCAAGCAAAUGAACACGUUAAUUGUAAUACUCCAACAAAUGUUGCACUCAAAAUUGGAGAGAAAUUAGCUGAAAAAUGUGGUAACGUUUGUUUAUUGACUUUCAAAAAUGAUGCUUUACAUCGGUUGACUGGAAAUUACUUCACAGCAUUUUGUAAAUCCGAUUGUAAAUGGAACGAAACAAAGCAAGUUCACUUCAACAAAUGUUAUCUUUACUAAUUCAGGUACACAUUCAACCCAAAUAUCAAUAAAAAGCUUGAAGAAACUCUCUAUUCAAAUAUCCAUCACGAAAUUGUUGAUUUUGAUGAUCAUUUAAAUGAUGUUAAUUGUGAUUUUCUUAAUUCGCAAUUAUCAAAAUUAUUAUGUACAUAAAUUAAUUUUGGAUGCUUUUUAUCAUGAAGCUUUUUUUAAUUCUCCCAAACGACAAUACUAUCUGAUUUUCAUUUUGUUAAUAAAUUUCCAAAUAUACGUAAUAAUUGUUUCCA